This is a messenger RNA of Rotaria sordida, 537 nucleotides long. Lineage: Eukaryota; Metazoa; Rotifera; Eurotatoria; Philodinida; Philodinidae. The record is from the annotation of a GenBank genome assembly.
AUGUCUUUAACUCUUCAUGGACACCAUAUUUUAUUAAUUGCUACACUAGCAUUUGCUACAGCUGUGCUCACACCUAAUUGGUAUACAUCACCAGAUUUUCGAGUAAAACGCAAUAUUUUUCAAAUAUGUGAUACUCAAUUAUUUUCAUGUACAUGUCGUUGGGUUCUUUAUCCGAUAUCGAAUGAUAACUCAGCUACAACAAUUUUUCCAAUUGUUGUUGCUUCUUUAGCUAUAGCUUGUGCUGGAAUAAGUCUUAUAGGUCUUUUACUUAGUUCAUGGUAUGUUGAACGUUUUGCAAGUGAUAUUGGUUCAAAAUGGUUACUUGUAUUAAUAAUAAUUUCUAUUGUCAUCAGCUUUUUAUUAUCUUGUGGUGUUUGGUCAAUUAUGUUAACAACAAAUUUGUAUCAAAAUGAUACAAAUAUUAAAAAUGUUCGUCUUGAAGAUUUUGGUUUUUCAUUUUGGAUCAAUAUUGGUGCAUCUGCUACUUAUUUGUAUACUUUUUGUAUAUAUCUUAUAAUUGUUUGCAGAAAUUGUUAA